UAUAAAAGAGGAAGCACUUAAUUUCAUAGUGUAUUUGUCAGGAAGACGUGAGACCUGAAACAAGGCAUAAAACACGACGCACAGCAAAAAAUGGCAACUCGCCCAAAGAAACGAGGUGGAAAUUCAACGGAUGAGAUUAGACGCCAAGCAAGCAGAAGAGACAGUUUGCCAAACUCCAACCUUUCCAAGCACUUGAAAAAUGCAGUGGAAAGUUUGAGAAUGAAGAUGGGUGACAUCUCCAAAGCAGCAGAGAAGGUUAACAAGAUCAUAGAGUUAAUUAUCAAGUCUGAGUCUACUAAAAGCCACCCUCUAUUUAAGAGCAUGAAAAAAAUGUCAACAGGGAGUUACUACGAAGGCUUAAAGAACUGCAUUGGAUGUAAGGAUGCUGAGGAACAGUCCACAGUGGGAGCAUUGGGAAGCCCCAUCUACCGGAGGAGUGGAGUACCAGGUGAUGAAACCGCUUUUCUGUCUCUAGAUGGAACUAAGCACUUAUGCAGAGGGUUGUUGGGUUAUGUGAAGUAAGGUUUAAAGCUAUAA
This is a messenger RNA of Rana temporaria (common frog), 537 nucleotides long. RefSeq names its product cyclic GMP-AMP synthase-like. The coding region runs from base 91 to 522 and encodes 143 amino acids. Lineage: Eukaryota; Metazoa; Chordata; Amphibia; Anura; Ranidae. The record is from RefSeq and is a predicted model, not a curated record. The transcript has 2 exons.